CCCAUUCUUUCCGCGCACUCUAAGAAAGGAAAGAACUGGUUUUUAUUCGCAUAAGUGUUGUUCUACCGUCAAAGUAAAAAUGAGGGAAAUUGUGCAUCUUCAGGCUGGACAGUGUGGAAACCAGAUCGGAGCUAAGUUCUGGGAGGUGAUCAGUGAUGAGCAUGGCAUUGACCCAACUGGUACAUACCAUGGGGACAGUGACCUCCAGCUCGACAGGAUCAACGUGUACUACAAUGAAGCCUCAGGAGGUAAAUACGUGCCCCGUGCUGUGCUUGUCGACUUGGAGCCAGGGACCAUGGACUCUGUGAGAUCCGGACCCUUCGGCCAGAUCUUCAGACCAGACAACUUUGUGUUCGGCCAGAGUGGUGCUGGAAACAACUGGGCCAAGGGCCACUACACAGAGGGAGCCGAGCUGGUGGACUCAGUCCUGGAUGUUGUGAGGAAGGAGGCAGAGAGCUGUGACUGUCUGCAGGGCUUCCAGCUCACCCACUCCCUAGGAGGUGGAACUGGCUCUGGCAUGGGCACCCUGCUCAUCAGCAAGAUCCGUGAAGAGUACCCCGACCGCAUCAUGAACACCUUCAGCGUGGUGCCCUCACCCAAAGUAUCAGACACUGUGGUGGAGCCCUACAAUGCCACCCUCUCAGUCCACCAGCUAGUGGAGAACACUGACGAGACCUUCUGUAUUGACAACGAGGCUCUCUACGACAUCUGCUUCCGUACCCUGAAACUCACUACUCCCUCCUACGGCGACCUCAACCACCUGGUGUCAGCCACAAUGAGCGGCGUUACAACCUGCCUGCGAUUCCCAGGACAGCUGAAUGCUGACCUCCGCAAGCUGGCCGUCAACAUGGUGCCAUUCCCCCGUCUCCACUUCUUCAUGCCCGGCUUUGCCCCCCUCACAAGCAGGGGAAGCCAGCAGUACCGCUCCCUCACUGUUCCUGAGCUCACCCAGCAGAUGUUCGAUGCAAAGAACAUGAUGGCCGCCUGCGACCCCCGCCACGGCCGCUACCUUACAGUGGCUGCCAUCUUCCGCGGACGCAUGUCCAUGAAGGAGGUGGAUGAGCAGAUGCUGAACGUGCAGAACAAGAACAGCAGCUACUUUGUUGAAUGGAUCCCCAACAAUGUCAAGACCGCCGUCUGCGACAUUCCCCCCCGUGGCCUCAAGAUGGCUGCCACCUUCAUUGGCAACAGCACAGCCAUCCAGGAGCUGUUCAAGCGUAUCUCCGAGCAGUUCACGGCCAUGUUCAGGCGUAAGGCUUUCCUUCAUUGGUACACAGGAGAGGGUAUGGAUGAGAUGGAGUUCACUGAGGCAGAGAGCAACAUGAAUGACCUGGUGUCUGAGUACCAGCAGUACCAGGAUGCCACCGCUGAGGAGGAGGGAGAGUUUGAGGAGGAGGGAGAAGAGGAGCUGGCCUAAAUGUUUGUGUAACUGUGCUCUUCCUAGCUGUAUUCACUGACAUGUCAGUCUCAACCUUUCCAGUGUUCCAUUAUCUGUCCCUUUUUUUGUUUUGUCACCUCUGCUAUUACUGUCAAUUCUUGUCUGUACAGAAACAUGUCAAUAAAAUUUCUUAUGUUUAAA
Molecule: messenger RNA, 1579 nt
Organism: Coregonus clupeaformis (lake whitefish)
Lineage: Eukaryota; Metazoa; Chordata; Actinopteri; Salmoniformes; Salmonidae
Product: tubulin beta-1 chain
Exons: 4
Coding region: 80-1417 (445 amino acids)
Biological process (GO): mitotic cell cycle; microtubule cytoskeleton organization
Cellular component (GO): microtubule; cytoplasm
Molecular function (GO): GTP binding; GTPase activity; structural constituent of cytoskeleton
Source: RefSeq, a predicted model, not a curated record